This is a messenger RNA of Nerophis lumbriciformis (worm pipefish), 1989 nucleotides long. The record is from RefSeq and is a predicted model, not a curated record. Lineage: Eukaryota; Metazoa; Chordata; Actinopteri; Syngnathiformes; Syngnathidae.
AUGGCUCUUCGUCCAGAGCAGGCUGCUGAGAUGAAGCAAAAAAUUCAAGACCAUCUGAAUAAGAUGGAUAUUCGCGGGAGAAUCCGGGAGGUGUUGUCUGAGACUUUGAGGGAUGAUCAAGGUGCAGCACGUCAAGUGUUAUCUGAGGCAGACUUCCUCCAUGCUCUUCAGCGUAGAGGCAUCAUCGACGACGUGAUGAAGGACCUCUACUUUUCUCAGGUAAUACCCACAUGUAUGGAAGAAAGCGCUCCGCCAAAAUCCGCCCCUCGUUUGAUUGAAGAAGAAAAUGUUCGGCUAACAAAACCCCAUAUUAACCCAUACAGACGUCACCUUUAUUUGCAAGUGCUUGGUGGUAAGGCCUUUUUGGAGCACCUUCAGGAGCCAGAACCUCUACCUGGUCAGGUUUGCUCCACGUUUAAGUUAUUUCUGCAUUUCCGAAAUCAAAGGUUUCAUUCGAAACCGGUGCCCUGUGCCUGUGACCCUGACCUGCAGGAGGGCUUCCUCUUCGAGAUCCAUACAGAUAGCACAGGAGAGGGAAGUAAGAUAGUAGAUGCUACCACUAUGCUGUCCAUUUGUGAUCCAGUUCACUUGGUGUUGAUCAAGACUGACACCUCCAGUGAGACGACUUUGGUGUCAUCCCAUUUCCUAGACUGGAGGCCAGUCCUCAGUUCACCCAGUGGGAAGACAUGCUUGGCUCUAGAAUUUAUGGGAGUUGGAAGUGAAUGCAAGUUGUCCGCUGGUGUUUUGACAGUCAGUCUUGAGCUCUAUCCGCCACUUACAGAGACGCUAAAUGCUGACAUCAUCAGUACACAGCAAUCUCUAGAAAGGCAGAGGAAAGCAGAGAGGGAGCGAAUCUUUUUGGUUUAUGCCAAGCAGUGGUGGAGGGAGUUUCUUGAAAUCCGCUCAUCGAACCAGUCCAAAAUGGUCAAAAUAUUUGCGCAGGAUGAAAAUGGUAUCAACAGGCCGGUGUGUUCCUAUGUGCAUAUCCUCCGUGCUGGCCGACUCCUAGAGAGUCCUCGACGGGCGGCUCGCUUUGUCAGCCUUCUGGCGCAUGAAAAGGCUCCGGUAGUGGGAGGAGGAGAGAAACAUGAGCAGUGGUGCACAUUGUUGGCUUUCCUGUGUAGAGGAAAGGGGGACUGUGAAGAUCAUUCGACCCUGUUGUGCAGCCUCCUCUUGGGCUUCGGCCUUGACGCCUAUGUUUGUGUGGGCACCAAAGCCAAGGGCAUACCUCAUACCUGGGUCCUGACCCGAGGAACUGAUGGAAGUAUCACUUUCUGGGAAAGCCUGACCGCACACAGGUACCUUCAUCAAGCCAUAGACCCAGAUGCCCCACCUCUGGCCCCCCAACCAAAACCAUCAUACCCCUACCGCACUGUGGGCUGCAUUUUCAACCACCAGAGCUUCUUUGCAAACUGUCAGCCUUCUGACGCUGUGGAGCUUUGUGUCUUUGAUCUCCAGAAUCAAUCUCGUUGGAAAGCAAUGAGUGAAGAGGCUCUGAAGUCAGUGUGUGUCUCUGGUGCCACCAGCUCUCUGCCCCCUCUCCCUCCACUCAGCUCAUCAUCUCUUGAUGCGGCUGCUGUCAGCAAUCAGCUGGAGCUUGAGAUGAGGCACUUGAUCUUUGAGCACAGGAAGGACAUGAGCUUGACAACAAUCUGGGAUGACCAUUUGUCCUACCUGCUGUCCUCAGCCUUGUCAGCCUAUGAGAUGGAGCGCUGCACUGGUGUCUCAUGUGGAAAUGAGGAAUUUCAGGAUGCAGUAAGGAGGGCUGUCCCGGACGGGCACACAUUUAAAGGCUUCCCCAUCCACUUCCUUCACCGCAAUGCCCGUAGAGCUUUUUCCACAUGCCUCAAGUCGCGAUUCUGCGAGGAGAUAGUGUGUUGCCGUGGUGACCAUGUGAGGAUGGCCCUGCGUGUUCGAGUCUUUAUUUAUCCAGAAAAUGUUUGUGCCGUGUGGUUCAUGUUUGCGUGUAAAUAUCGCUCUGUGCUCUGA